Molecule: messenger RNA, 1329 nt
Organism: Gastrolobium bilobum
Lineage: Eukaryota; Viridiplantae; Streptophyta; Magnoliopsida; Fabales; Fabaceae
Product: protein CHAPERONE-LIKE PROTEIN OF POR1, chloroplastic
Exons: 3
Coding region: 174-1034 (286 amino acids)
Cellular component (GO): chloroplast membrane
Source: RefSeq, a predicted model, not a curated record
ACUCAAUAAUGUACCGUAAUAGAUAGAGAGAGAUACGAUACGAGUUCGACGGUGGUGAUUCGUGAAGCAGCACAAAAAAGUGUUGCGGUUGAAGUUACUAUUACAAUUUCUGCCAUCUUUUUGUGUGUUGGGUCACUCCAAGCCUCACAUUUCAUUUCUCUCUCACAAAUUAAAUGGCUGCCACUCUCUCCGUCCGGUCCGACCGUCUCUCCGCCGGUUCAGUCUUCCCUAGACCGCCGGCUCGACGACUCGGAAAGCCAAUCGUAACCGAACCAUGGCGAGGCGCGCCGCUACAAAAACCCUUUAGGCGCGUGUUAACGAGGACCGUGGCUCCGGUUCAGGCUGGGUCUCGAGCCGAUGACUCUGCACCGUUCGAGAUGUCCGUGGAAAACGCGCUGAAGCUUCUUGGUGUCUCGGAGGGUGCUUCCUUCGACGAUAUACUACGCGCCAAAAACUCCAUCCUCGCCACUUGCAAGGAUGACCAGGAAAUGAUUGCACAGGUUGAGGCUGCAUAUGACAUGUUACUUAUGCAAAGCCUAACUCAGCGGCGGGCAGGAAAAGUAGUGAGCAGCAGUGUUCGUUAUGCUGAUGUCAAACGUGUUAAGUCCCCGGCUAUGGGAUCAAUGCCUCAAUGGUUGCAAUCCACCAUGAAGAAUUCACCUGUUUCAAUUGAGUCACCCUCCACCAGUGAUUUUGGUUUACAAGCUGGAGUUUAUGGUGCAUUGAUGGGUUUAACUUACAUUAAUGGGGCUUCUGCAGCCUCUGCAGCAUAUGGUGGGACAGAUGUUCCAGGACUAAUAUUGGCUGGUAGCUUUGGAGCUUCCCUGUACUUCAUGACCAAAAAGAAGGUUAAGUUAGGGAAGGCUACUGUUAUAACCAUAGGUGGGCUUAUAGCUGGGGCUGUUGUAGGGUCAGCUGUAGAGAACUGGUUGCAGGUAGACAUUGUCCCAUUUCUGGGCAUACAUUCCCCUGCUGCUGUUGUUAGUGAAAUCAUAAUUGUCUCUCAGUUCUUGGUUUCUCUGUACCUACGGUAGACAGGAAAACAUGAUGAUCUUAUAUUAAAAUGUGAAACUUGUAACUAUUCAUUUGCAUGCAGCAUGAUCAUACCAAAGGUAGACUGGGGAGGCUACUGUUAUAACCAUAGGAGGGCUCAUAGCUGGCCCCGUGGUAGGGUCAACUGUAGAGAACUGGUUGAAACUUGUAAUUAUUCAUUUGCAUGCAGUAUGGUCAUACCCAUGUUUUUUUAGGAUGUGAAAUCAUUGCAUAUUGUACAAAACUUCGAAUACAAUGUAGUUGUUUAUUUUGCAAAUUAGAAGCAUGAAACUUAUA